Molecule: messenger RNA, 3856 nt
Organism: Linum trigynum
Lineage: Eukaryota; Viridiplantae; Streptophyta; Magnoliopsida; Malpighiales; Linaceae
Source: the annotation of a GenBank genome assembly
UUCAUUCUUUGAUUUCUUUCCUCGAUCUUAAACCUUCACUUCUAGACUUCCAUAGUUGUCAUCUUUCUCAACUAUGGUACUUAUUCAUGAUUUAAUUCUUCUUUCCUACACAAACCAAAUCAAGACACUAAUUAUUUCCAAAAAUGCUCAUUGUCCAAAGAUCACUCAAAACUAUUCCCCUCCCCCAAACACAAUGAUAACAUUGCAUCGUCUUGUGCGUAUGAUAAAAAAAAAAGGGAACGUCAGGCUGUCAUUUCAACUUCGGGUGAGGUGUCGAUCGCUGACUGAUAAUAAUAAUAAAAAAUCAUUUGGAUUUUAAUGAAUUAUCAAUUAGGAGAAAGGGAAUGUAAACCUAACACCAUAAACAAGUGAACAACACACCACCCAUGAAAAAAAAAGCAUCUAAUCACAAUACGGGGUUGCUAAGCAAAAGUCAUAAACCAAGAAGAUUAGAAAGGAAUAAAGAGAGGGUGGGGAAAUUAAGAGAAAAAGAAAAGAAAAGAGAGAAGGUUCCCAUCAUGAGACAAAUGGAUUGGGAAACUCAACCAUGUGCCUUCAUGUGGUAGUUAGCCCAUUAUGGGUCCCUCAAUCCACUUCUCCCAACUUCCUUGUGGAGACAAACAAAAAGGCUUGGCCCUAUUAUCACUAAUCCAUCCCACACAAAGUUUUAACUAAAGAUAAUAAUCCGAUUAGUAACUAAAAGGUUGAUCUAGUGGUAAUUUGUCUACCACUUGAAAUAUAUAGAGAUGAAUUAAAUUGGGUGCUUAUUUGAUCGACUUGUUCCUUUUCCAUUUGUUUUGCUGCCUUUUUAAAGCAAAACAUGUGGCCGCACAUACGUCGUCACCCACGCAUGUUCAUCACACACAAGAGACAAAACUCUAUGCGUGAAAUCGACGUUAUAUAUAUAUAUAUAUAUAUAUAUAUAUAUAUAUAUAUAUAUAUAUAUAUACACACUAACUUAAUAACCCAACCUUUCGUUACCACCAUUGAUUGAUAUAUAUUUUAGCAGCCUAUCGCCAUAACUAGCUAGCUAGCUAGAUGCAUGAUCAGCCUUUCACCAACUAGCUAGCUAGUGGUAGUGGAUCAAUAACCAAAUACUAUCAAUCGCGAGCUUCGGUUUGCGAUUUGAUUGCUACGCGUUAUGACAAAUUUUACUAUACACACAUAUAAUCACGGCUUAAUCUGCUUGAAAUUUAAUACCAUUGCAUAUAUAAUCAGCCUUUCACCAACUAGCUAGCUAGUGGUGGAUCAAUAACCAAAUACUAUCAAUCGCGAGUUUCGGUUUGCGAUUUGAUUGCUACGCGUUACGACAAAUUUUACUAUACACACAUGAUCACGGUUUAAUUUGCUUGAAAUUCAAUACCAUUGUUUUGGCAUGCAUCACCAUGUUUAAACCAAAUAUUAAACACGAGAUAGAUAUACAUAAUUUCCUGUAAAUUACACCUAACUCCAUCACUAAACCCACAUUUACUCCGUAAAAUUUCCUUCUCAUAUUCUUUCCAAUCUUCCAUACUUCCUUUUGAACCGAACAUGGCAGGCAAUGAAACAAAGAUGGGACCGUUCCUUCUUCGCUUUUCUCGUCCUUUUAUUUCUGUUUAUUAUUUGUGUCAGAAGAGAAAAUCCUAACCUCCCCCAAUUCCUUCUUUCUCAUUUGUCCCUCCUCUCUGUUGGUAUAAAGUUCUCCCUCGUUUUCCAUCUUGUGUCAGAGAGUUCGUUAUCCAUAUUCCUCACCAUUUCUCCCCCUCCAAACCCUAAACACCGUCUUCUCUCUUUCUCUCAACCAUGUCUGCAACAACACAACAGCUAGAGAGAAACUUCACCCACAGAUUCCUCACGUCCCUCCGCCGUAUGAACUCUCCGGACAGCAAAACCACUACCACUCACGCCGCCGGGCUUGUAAUACGUCGUCGUAGCUUGAGAAUCAAGCGGGCCGCCUACUCCUCCAUGGCCCGCGCCGCCGCGGGGAGCCACCGAGCGUGGACACGUGCCGUCCUCUCCCGGACCAGGAGCCAACGACGACGACAACAACAUGGUGUUCGUCCUAAUUAUAUUAUUCCUCCGUCUCAGCGGAGAAAGAGCGUCAAAAGAGCGGCGAAGUUGAAGAAGAAGACGAAGAAGAAGAGCGUGGUGAGGAGGUUGGGCCGGGCCGGGAAGCUGAGGGAGCUGGUUCCGGGGGGAAGCCGGAUGGAGAUGGGCCAGCUGCUGGAGGAGACGGCCCAUUACGUGCAGUGUCUCGCCGUCCAGGUUAGGGUGAUGCAGGCCGUCGCCGAUCACUUCUCCUCCUCGAUGUGAAAAACAAUUAAUUAAUUAUGAGAUUUUUACUAUGUAUAUACAGCGAUAUAAAGAUACACACACCCAACGUCAAAGUAUGUAGGUAAAAAAGAGGAGAGUAAAGAUCUUUAUGUUAUGCUGCUUAUACUUAUGGUUUAUUUACAGUUUUCAUCUUGCUUUUUUGUUUACGGCUUCUGUUUAAUCAAUUUAUGUACAUAUAUAUAUAUAUAUACACAGAGUUAUAUGAUCGUUUGUAUGUAUACAAUAUGAGAGUGGGGAGUUAAAUUUUUGUGAUGAACUGUGUGGCCUGUGCUAUCUAUAUCUCUGUCUGCAGCCAUGGCGGGUUGUGCUCUAGCUCCUUCUGUUCUUCUCUUAUUGUGGAAUCGAUCUCUUGGUCUUGAUGAUCACAGGAUAAUAUAUAUAUACAUAUACGCGGCUUUGUUUUAAGACUCAUCAACGGCGAAUAAUGGAGACAAUAAUAUCUGCAUUAUGUUGAUUAAACAUUUAAUAAUGGAGACUAAUAUUCUGUUUAAAUACGGAACAACCCACUCGUAGUUCAACAAUAUCAUGACAGCUGUGUGAUUUAGUUUAUGAAUUCUCAUAAUUUGAACAUUGUUUUGCGAUAUUGUGAUACUUAGAGGAUGGCGUUAUAACAGCCAACGAGUACUUAAUUAAAACCAUGGAAUGAACAUUACCUACAAUAAAACGAACUUUCAACUACUUGUGCUGUUGGUGGUGGGUGUGCUUGCUUUAGGGGUUGCCUCGGCUACACGUUUUGUAGGCAUUAAUUCUCGACUUUUAGACCUCAAUUAUCCCCUAAACCACCAGACUAAUUAAACUCUCCAGAAAAUUCAAUACAUUGCGGCAGCAAUAAGCAUCAUUUGGGAAUUGGAAUGGGAGAGGAAGAAGAAAAGUGUGGUCUCAUUUCAACUGGUUUUGUUUAUUAGUUUUGCUGGUGUUUGUUUCAUUUUGUCUGGUUUCUGUGCGUUGAGUUUGCUUAUCGAUGGUUCAACCUCCUUUUAUGUUAUGUUGAUUGUGUGAGGAAUAUUGUAUAGGCUCCUUUUAUUUGAGAAUAUUUAUGGGACAAAAUAUCACUAGAUCUCAGGUAUUGUCGUAAGCAGAAAAUUUCAGCACACUAAUUCAUGAUGGCCCAGUUUUUGGCUGUCGAAGAACCCAUUGGUUCUGGGCUAUUAUUCUUAACAGGCUCAUAGUUCUUCGGAUAUCCUCUAAUCCAUAAAAACAACAAAGGCCCACCGUUUCAUGUUCUCUAUGGACUAACGAGGCCCAGCAUUUACAUGCUUCUUGACAAGUCAAACGAACACACCAUUUUUUAUUUUUUGGUCCAUAAUAUUCCGGUCAACACCUUAAUUCAUUCAGAUAAAAGAAAAUAUCGCAUAAAUUUUAUUGGUGACUAGUAACAACGUUUUUUUUGCAUGGCUGAACGCCUUAGAUCAAGGUUGUCAAACCGGUUUAUGCUAUUAUACCGGUUUAGCAAUUGGAAUGGUUCAACCGGUGGUACAUAUCGGUUUGUACCGGUUCAUGUGGGUCAGUAUUACAAAUAAAAUUAUAAAUACUCAUAUUUAAA